AUGAGGAACAGUGGGCAGUACUAUUUCAUUCUUGGCUCGUUAACGGUUUCUACUUUCGGCGUAAUUGGGCUGCUUGCGGCCAUAUGUGACAUCUAUCAGGAAAUCACGAACCUGCAGAUUACCGUCGAGAGCGACAUGGUUGCGUUCAAGGAAUUCGCAAAUGAUGCGUGGACAACAAUGAUACAAAUGCGUGUUCCGGAUAUCACAAAGUCAGAAGCAUUGGAAAGAGCAAAACGAGGCGGUGGAUAUUGGGAGGGUGCUGUUGGUGGUGGUGGUGGAGGUGGUGCUGGCUGUGCUCGGUGCAAUCCCCCUGCCGGCCCACCCGGCCCUCCUGGCGCACAUGGCGCUCCAGGUGAAGAUGGAUAUCCUGGAGAACCCGGGAGACCUGGAGGACAUGGCGCUACUCUUCACGCUCUUGAAGGCAAUAAUGGUUGCAUCAGAUGCCCAGCGGGACCUCCAGGACCACCAGGUCCAGACGGCCCAUCAGGUCUUGCCGGACCAAACGGUAACCCAGGAGCACCAGGCGUGGGCGGAGGGGGCGGAGCUCCUGGACCAAUGGGCCCACCUGGUUCUCCCGGGCAAAACGGUUCUCCAGGCAGCCCUGGACAGGAUGGUGCACCAGGAAGCCCCGGAACAAGAUCGCAUGGUAGUCCAGGACCAGCUGGGCCGAUGGGACCAAUGGGUGCCCCAGGUCAACCAGGUGCCCCAGGAGCUCAUCUUGGUGGUGGCACACCGGGUCCUGCUGGUCCAGCUGGUAGUCCAGGACAGCCGGGAAUGCCAGGAGGCAGUGGAGCACCUGGAGCGCCUGGAAUGAAUGGAAGUCCAGGAGGAGACGCUGAAUACUGCCCGUGCCCAAGACGUGGUUUUUCGAUGAGAUUGAAACACUAG
This is a messenger RNA of Necator americanus (New World hookworm), 888 nucleotides long. RefSeq lists its product as uncharacterized. The coding region runs from base 1 to 888 and encodes 295 amino acids. The record is from RefSeq and is a predicted model, not a curated record. The transcript is spliced from 5 exons. Gene Ontology annotation, molecular function: structural constituent of cuticle. Lineage: Eukaryota; Metazoa; Nematoda; Chromadorea; Rhabditida; Ancylostomatidae.